AUGAUUGGCAAUGAGGGUGCUCAAUUCUACGAGAAAAUGCUGGAUGAGGAGCCGCGCAAAAUUUGGACGACUGGAGGCGCAGUGGUGAGACCGGACAAGACGCAGGUGGUGCCGGAACAGCCAACAUAUUGCGUGGUACGCUCGGCGCAAGGUGCAAUCAUCAAGAAAUGCCCCUCAUGUUGCAUCGAACAUGCGAUGAGUACACCACGAAUGCAGUACUGGACCCUCACAGAAUGCAAUGUUUUGGGGAUACAUGGGACGAAAGUUGGUUGUGGCUCAAUCAUCAACGAUCAUAUAUUGUAUCAGUUGCUAACAAGGCUAUUUGAGAAACAUUCGAACAUCGGUAAGUUCAAGUGA
Molecule: messenger RNA, 357 nt
Organism: Gongylonema pulchrum
Lineage: Eukaryota; Metazoa; Nematoda; Chromadorea; Rhabditida; Gongylonematidae
Source: the annotation of a GenBank genome assembly